Messenger RNA from Leishmania mexicana MHOM/GT/2001/U1103, 1227 nucleotides. Its product is annotated as putative RNA-binding protein. Bases 1 to 1227 code for a protein of 408 amino acids. NCBI's taxonomy places the organism in Eukaryota, Euglenozoa, Kinetoplastea, Trypanosomatida, Trypanosomatidae. The record is from RefSeq and is a predicted model, not a curated record. Gene Ontology annotation, molecular function: RNA binding. The transcript has a single exon.
AUGUCAGGCACGCCCAUGCAGACCCGCUUUGGGUGCUACAUCGGCAACAUCGACCGCUCCGUCACGAUCGACAUGCUGAAGCAGGUGUUCUGCCAGUGCGGCACGAUCAUCGACUGCUCUCUGAAUGGGCGUGAGGGCGACCCGUACCGCUUUGGUUUUAUCGACUUCGCUACAGAGGAUGACCGCGCUCGCGCCAUGAAGUACAACGGCUUCACCCUCGUCGGCCGCAAGCUGAAGGUCGGCGUGAGCAAGGGCAACGUGAACAAACCCGAAGGUUAUGCGACCGGUAACGGCGCCGGCGGUGGCCACUCGCGGAUGGGCGGCAACCGCCACUACAACAACGAUGGUGGAAUGAUGAUGAGCGUCAACGGUCUUUCGCCGCAGCAGCAGAUGGAGGCACGGUUGCUCCUCCAGUUCCUUCAGGAGGGCAAGAUGGACCCGCGGCAGCUCUCACCGGCGCAGCAGCAGCUGCUCAUUACCUGCCUCGGUCACGGUAACAACAUCAAUGCAGCCAACGGCAACAGCGCGAACAGCGACGGUAGUACGCCGGCGUCGGCGCAGCAGCCGCAGAUGGGAGUAAUGGGCAGCAGCGCCAUGCAGUCACCGCUGCCGCUUCCCACAAUGCCAAAUAGCGGCAAUAUGAUGGGUGAUGCUGCUUUCAUGCCAAACCCGAACGGUGGCAACGGCACCCUCGGCGCCGGUGUACCCAUGAUGGGUGGUGGUGCCCCCCAAGGGAUUCACAUAAACAUGGGGCCCAGCAUGAUGGACCCCAUGGGUGGCGGUUACGGCAUGAUGCCGCCGCGCCAGCCGCAGCCGCAGCAGUGGGGUGAUAUGCCAAUGAACGGGCCUGGCAUGUACCCGCCCAAGAUGUGUGGGCCACCUCUCAGACAACAGCAGCAGAUGCCGAUGCAGGCAGGCCAACAGCAACCGUACGGCUUAGGCGGUGGUGCAGCGUCGAUUAGCGGACCUGCUGCAGCGGACCACAACCGCAGCGGCUUUAUAAACCCUCCACCUGCGGCGGAGACGCUGAAGCUGCGGGAGAAGCAACGCGAGCAGUUUUUCGAGGUGGUCCGAAAAGACGCGGAGAAAUACGAGCGAAAGCUUCAGGAAAAGAAGGCGCAGUCGGCGGCUGGCGGUGAUGCCGAGCGCAGCGCUGACAGCUCUGCCUCUGACGAUGAUGAGGACAAGAAGCCGGCGAAGAGGUCCAAGAAGGAAUCGUCCAAGUAA